CGUACGCGUAAACACAGGAAGUGUGAUCGAAGGUCGGGUCAUUGUGGUAGGCCGACAGUACAUGUACUGUGCAGAAGAACCAAAGUUAAAACGAAACUUGAGGGUUAAAUGUUGAACUUGUCGCAAGAUAAAUGAUGGCCUAUUCAUAUGGGGGUCUAAUAAAUCCAAUGGAGCAGGUAUCACUUAAGCGAGAAGUUCGGAUUGUUGCUACAAAGUCCGUUGACAAUUACACGGCCUACGUCAUUGAGCUCUCAGUGAGUGACUGCUCCUGGACCAUACAGCGGCGCUACAGUGAGUUCCAUGACCUGCACGAGAAGCUGGUGGCCCUCAAGAAGGUGGAGCGGGCCUUGCUACCCCCCAAGAAGCUCCUGUGGAACCAGUCUAAGAGCUUCGUGGAGAAGCGCCGACAGGACCUGGAGAGCUACCUGCAGAAGAUGCUGGACCAGAGCUCCUACCUCCCCACGCCCCUGCUGCACUUCCUGGAGUUUGACAUCUACGACAUCUAUGGAGUCUCGCAGGCUCUUGCCACUGAGCUGUUUGAGAAAGCUGAAGCCAUCCUUGCCUCAUCAGACGUGUGUGAGAUGACCCCCAUGCAGCUGUACGCCAUCACGGAGAGGUUGAAACUUGCCGUGCCAACCUGCUCGGCCGAUGAUGCCCGCAGUGAUAUUGGACACAUCAUGGACUUCAUCUCUAGACUGAAACUGAUGCGGAUUGUUGGCUCGCGCCAUCGGCUCGGGAGUAGCACCAGGGUUGUUGAUAAAUUGCCAUUUGACCUUUCACCUUUCAGAGCCUUGGAGCACUUGCAGGUUGAUGUGUGUGAUAUAAGCUUGAUUGGAGGACUCAUUGAGUUGAAGAGGACAUUACAUUAUCUGGCUGUACAUCACACUGUCAAGUCCCUGAAGGAAAUUCUUUUACCAGAGGGAGAACACUGGAUGAGUGCAGAGGCAGCAGCAACUGUAGCAGGUCCAAGCAUUGGCCACCCAAUGCAUAUUCCCACCUGGAAAUGCAUCAGCAGAGCUGACUUUAGAUACAACAGUCUGAGUGACAUAGAUGACAGCAUUAAACUCUUGCCAAAUCUGACCCGACUGGACCUGAGCCACAACAAGCUGACCGAGGUCAAUAACCUGCAAUACCUGUCAGAGAUGACCCACCUAGACUUGUCCCACAACCACCUAAUGUCCCUGGAGGGACUGCACGCCCGGCUGGGUAACGUCACCACCCUGGGGCUGGCCGCCAACAAUCUCAGCAGCCUGAGGGGAUUGGGGAAGCUCUACUCCCUGGUCCACUUGGACGUCAGCCAGAACUCCAUUGAGCACGUGGUUGAGGUGAACCACAUCAGCAACCUGCCAUGUAUCGAGUCGCUGAAUCUCAAGGACAAUCCCAUCACCAGCAUCAUGGACUAUCGCACCAAGAUCCUAAGCCUCUUUCAGGAGCAGUACACCGAGCUGACCCUGGACGGCCAGCGCACCAGCCAGAAGGAGAUGGACAGAGUGGCCAUCAUGAAGGCCAUCCAGAAGGCCAAAGAGAGUAAGGUCAAGAAGUUGACCCGGAAGAGCUCGCCUAGCCGCAAGAAGCACGCUGCCCCUGUGAAGCAAGCGGAGAUAGCCGACCCAGACGUCAAGAAACCCUCCCUGCUUUCUCUGGCCACUGGGUCUGCAUCUUCAUCGCUAGCAAACAGUCAGCAGAGCCUCACACAACCUGACAUUAUAGCCGCCUCUGGCUUGGAUGAUGUGGAGUACAGAGCCAAGGUGGAGGAGAUCAGACGGGAGGGAGGUGAGGCCUGGCUCAGCCUCCUCAACGAGAUGCAAGAAGAGCCGGACAGCAGCCCCCAAACCACAAAGGCCAAGGGAGGCAUUUCUCCAAAGAGAGGGAGGUCCCCCAAAGUCAGGCGAAAGGACUACCAAGAAGGCGCGAGGUCCAGGAGCAAAUCCCCAGCUCAGCCGAAGGUUCAACAGUCACCCCAGUCUCCCACCAUGAAGAUCAGCCCCAAGGCCCUUCUACACUGCAUCUUUGACGAGCUGGCCCGCCACCGGUCAGAGGGCAUGGCGUCCAUCCCAGAGCUGGUCUUCAACCUCCGCAUCUACUUCCAGGGCCCAGUGCUCAGCACCUACGGCCCCCGGCACCGCAGACAGGGCCUGGCCGAGCCGGAGGGCCCCUGGCCGUUGGUGACGGGCUACCUCCUGGGGCACAUGUCGGCGGAGAGCCAGCAGGAGUUUGUGGAGCUCCUGCAGGGCCUGACCCAGGGGAAGGUCCAGCUACCCAGUCACAUCUUUCCCAGGCAGGAGGACGCGGCUGAGGUCUUUGCCUGCAUGCUGAGGGUUCUGGGACUCAAAGAGCAGCCUGCUCUAUCAUCCCAUGAUGAGCCCAUGGAGCCCACAGUCGACGGAAUGGCUCAGUUGAAAGUCAACUACGAUGAGAACACUGACAUUGACCAGAAUGAUCUAGGAGGAGGCCCCUCAUUUGAUGUUAAAGCUGAAGACUCUAUGCCAUCCCCAGCCAUUUUAAUAUCAGAACAUCCAAGUCCUCCUGUCAUCAAGAAACAUGUGCAGUUAGCUCCACCCCUUAUCAUCCCCACUUACGAGGAUGCCACUCUGAAGCACCUGACUGAGUGCAACCAGCAGGUUGGGCUUCAGCUAUCAGAACCCCUGCAGGCCAUCACCAACAUGCAGGCCUCAGAACUGGUCAAGUACUUCCAUGACAGCAUCGCUGAGAUAAGCUCGGAGCCGGAGAGACUGACCCACAUGAUGUGGGCUGGGGCCAUUGCCUUCCAGAAGCCCUCUGUGGAGAUCACUGCCUGCGUGAUGUUGAGCGACCGUGCCGUCUACGUUCUCACAGCCGAUACGUCCCCACCACAGAUCCUCAGUCCACCUGUGGACCCCCGAAGCCACAGGCGUAUGAAGAGUGACUCUUCCGUCAAAGACAGGCUCCGGGCCGAUUCCAAGGGGGGAGAGCUGCCCAACACCGCAGGCUUCAAUGGUGGGCGCGUCCUCAAGCACCCACACGCCAGUGGUGUGCUCUUGACCACCUCCGAGGACAAAGACAGGAAGAGAGUCCGCUGUCUGCACAUGCUCAAUCUGACAGACAUUGUUGAGGUGGACGUGGGGUUGUUUGACCAGAAGCUGCGACUGACCGCUGAGACAGCAAUAGACACUAUCUCCUUGUUGACCAGAAACUUCCAGCAUACCCUCAGCUUCUUAGAGUGGCUCAUGCAGGUUCUUCCAAUCACUAGCAACAAGUGCAAGUCCCCCGACCGUAGCCACCAGGCCACGGACCCGUACAAGCUCCACCGGGCCUUCACUGAGGAGUUCCUGCACCCGAGCUCGGUUAAGUUCUCCUACCCCAAUGACGAGACUAUCAACGACCUGACGUACCUGAUUGUGGCCCACAUCAACGACCCCAAGAUUAGCAUGGACAAUACCAGCAUUCUGCUGUACAUGCUUGUCUACCAGCAGGUGCACGCCUCCCCUCUUCAGGGUAAUUCCAUCAACAUCCAGGAACCCUUGGAGGACUGUGAGCGCUCCCAACGUACCCUGGUGGUGACCAACAAGCACCUGACCUUAUGCCGGGAGGACCACGUCAGUUACCCACUGCCAGGCUUCAUGAAGUCACUGCCGGAUGGCCCCCAGUACGAGAUACUUGCCUCGCAGGCCGUCCAGAACCUGCGGCGGCUGGUAGUCUCAGACUUUGCCUCCCGGGAUGUGACCUUGGUCUUUGAGGUCAUGGAGGUGGUGGUGGACAUCACGAUGGAGCACUAUGGCAGUGAGGAGGGUGGGGAGUUGGCGCGGCCCUCCACGCCCGAGGUAGCCUGGACGUUGGUCUUGCCGUCCAUGGAGGACCGGGAGCGACUGAGGAAGCAACUCUGCCACACAUGGAAGGAGAUGCACGGACAGGAGCUGUCCAUCCAAGUUAAUACAUGAAAUGCCAUUUCCAACCGGCCGCGCUAUCAAGGGAUAAAAAUCACUUGAACCAUAGGUUAGAAACGGUGCAUAAAAGCUCUGAAAAACAUGCACAGUCUCAAGGAAUAACAGGAAAGUGGCAGAAAUACAGACUCCUAUAGACAGAAAUGCCUGUAUGAAAGCCCUGGUGACGCUUGAAAAAAUAAGGACAUCUUUAAAGUGGUCAUGGAAAUACUAGUGUUUAUUUUUUCACAAAUUAUUACAUGUAUGGUGCUCUUGAGAGAGCAGCGUCAAAGUAACCGACUCUGGUAGAAUAUCUUCAUAUGGAGGACAGUAUUACAGAAUAGCUGGUUAAGGACAGUAUAAAGAAUGACAAAGUUCCAUUCAUCUCCCUACAUAUUUUAAUUACUAAACAAAACAUCAACAUACAUGUAUAUUCAUCAUUAUUUUGUACUGGAAGAACUUGAAAUAUAAUUUCGUUUUAUUACACAUGCACAUGUAUAUGCUCUUUGUAUUAUUUUAUAUCCUGUUGGCAAGUGCAACCUUGAACUCUGAAUUUGGGGCUGAUUGGGGACAAAAAUAAUCCAUUGCUUAAUACACUAUCAUAUUUGGACAAAUCCAAAGUUUAAACAGUAGACUGUAGCCUGGGUUUUGAUCUGGACGGAAGGAUCGUAUAUACGACAGAACACUGCAUACUUUUGGCUCAAGUACUGUAGACUAAGUACUACAAGCAUUGUACCACCAAUUGACUGGAGCACUGGGCAGUUUACAAGAAAUAGUCACUACAUGAGGUCAGGGUUAAGCAUUACAUCCCAAGACCCACACGUCUCUUCUGGGAGGAGCUAUCUCUAGACCACGGGGUUUAGUAAAAAUCAAUCAAAUUGAAUCUUGAAGGAUUUGGCACAGUUUAAGGUUUAAUUGCUUUAAUAGUUUCCAGAUAUCUCAAACUGCAGCAGUUACAAACGAGGACAGUUCCAAAAACAUUCCAUAUCAUAAUUAAGGACUUAAAAUGGUGUAUCUGAAGGCUAGACAUGAUAAAACAUAUGAAAAAAUGAAGGUCCUUACAGACUUACAUGUGUGCAUUAGGAUCAUUGACAAACUGUAGAGCUUUGCACCUGAUGCCUAAUUUGCCAUGUUGAAAGUUUUAAUACUAAAAAUACUGUACAUGUAGUUAAAUGUGAGAAGGGGGACCAUAGGUGAUAGAGCUAAAAAUCAUGACAUAUCAUGACAUGACAUAACAGUGGUCUCCAAUCGACAAGCUCUUGCUUCUUGGAGACCUCAAUUCAUAUACAGUUCUAUCUGUCCAUCUACGUGUUCGUAAAAAUAAAUGAUAUGAACUAUGAACUGUUUGAACUACAGACAGCAGACAAGGAGGCAAUUGUUUUCAACUGGAAUCUUUCCUUUAUUUGCAAUGAUAUUUGCUGUAGCACCUGGCCCAAGGUUUACAGGCAAGUUAUAAUAUUGCAUAUAUGGUUUAGGUUAAUAUUCAGUAUUGAUAAAAUGUCAAUCCAGAACAUGCAGUUAUUCAGCUGUCAAUUAUUUGCUGUAAAUCUCUGUCAGAGUGGAAUAUUAUCAUAUAUAGUUUGGCUAGCCAUUUCAUUUAAACUCUUCAUACAAGGUGAUUGUGUUUAAUAAUUGAUAAUCAGUUUCUCUUGUAAUUUUGAAGAAUACAAAAGGCAGAAGAGGUUGACUUUA
This is a messenger RNA of Acanthaster planci (crown-of-thorns starfish), 5591 nucleotides long. RefSeq names its product nischarin (gene nisch). NCBI's taxonomy places the organism in Eukaryota, Metazoa, Echinodermata, Asteroidea, Valvatida, Acanthasteridae. Gene Ontology annotation, molecular function: phosphatidylinositol binding; protein binding. The record is from RefSeq and is a predicted model, not a curated record. Gene Ontology annotation, cellular component: cytoplasm.